CGCCCCUGCGCUCGACCACCUCUGCCUACCCGAACCUCCACCACUCACUCACUCGCCAUGUCCAAAAUCGACCUCGGUUCGGCCGUCGGAUGGGCGGACGAGGACAAGCCUGUCUCCUGGAACCAACGCGACGUUCUCAUCUACUCCGUUGGCAUUGGCGCGAAGAAGGACGACUUUGCUUUGAUCAAUGAACUGGACAAGUCAUGGGCACCCUUCCCUACAUAUCCUGUCGUGCUCCCCUUCAAAGGGACCAGCCAAGACGUCGUCAACUUCCGGCAGCUCAUGACUGGCGGGAAGGGAGCCCCCGGCCUUCCCAAGUUUGACCCUAACCGUGGAGUCCACGGCAGCCAGUCGAUCGAGAUCCUCAAGCCUUUCCCUGCAGUGAGCGGGGACGGCUGGAAGCUCAAGAAGCGCAUCGUCGCAGUCAGCGAGAACAAGUCGGGGAUCAUCGUCGAGAACGAAGUGUUGCUCGUGGACGCGCAGGGCACGCCAUAUGCUAAGCUCCACAGCGGCUCCUUCAACCUCGGCGCGAAAGCGACCGGCUCGAACUUCUCGAAGCGCAUCGGGAGCGCACCGCAGGCGACGCCCCCGCCCAAGGACCGCAAGCCCGACUGGGUCGUGCGCGACCAGACGACGCCCGAGCAGGCCGUCAUCUACCGCCUCAGCGGCGACUACAACGAGCUCCACAUCAACCCGGCGAUCGGCGCGGCGACAGGUUUCGGCGGCGUGAUCCUGCACGGGCUCGCGACCUUCGGCUUCGGCGCGCGCGCGAUCAUCUCCGCCGUCGGCGGCGGGGACCCGCGUUCGCUGACCCUGUUCGGGGUGCGCUUCACCGCGCCCGUGAAGCCGGGCGACGCGCUCGAGACGUCGAUCUGGGAGAUUGGGCCUGCGAAGGCGAAGGGGCAUGAGGGUGAGACGGAGGUUGCGUUCGUGACGACGAAUGUUGCGACAGGCAAGGUCUGCUUAGGUGCGGGUGUCGCAUACGUGAAGAAGGCAGAGAAGAGCAAGCUCUGAGGGCGGCAGCGUCUUCGGCUUGGGCUUUUGCAUUUCUGGGGCCCCUGUGCGAUGGAGAUGGCAUGUAAGAUGGAUAUGUACUUGCUUGGAUACGGUUUCUCUGUUCAACAUGGAGAGCACAUCGCUAGUUGACC
Molecule: messenger RNA, 1148 nt
Organism: Trametes versicolor FP-101664 SS1
Lineage: Eukaryota; Fungi; Basidiomycota; Agaricomycetes; Polyporales; Polyporaceae
Product: peroxisomal dehydratase
Exons: 10
Coding region: 58-1014 (318 amino acids)
Cellular component (GO): peroxisome
Source: RefSeq, a predicted model, not a curated record